Messenger RNA from Oreochromis aureus, 3502 nucleotides. RefSeq names its product SMC5-SMC6 complex localization factor 1 (gene slf1). Gene Ontology annotation, biological process: positive regulation of double-strand break repair. Bases 248 to 3013 code for a protein of 921 amino acids. Lineage: Eukaryota; Metazoa; Chordata; Actinopteri; Cichliformes; Cichlidae. Gene Ontology annotation, molecular function: protein binding. The transcript is spliced from 19 exons. The record is from RefSeq and is a predicted model, not a curated record.
UGGAUUCCAUAAAGCUUCUCAACCUUGCAAGUUGGGUGGUGUACUCGCGUGUAAUUUUUGUCAUUAAACUUAUCGUUUGGCCGUUAUGUAAAGAGCGAAUGCGCCAUGGAUUUUUGUUUGGGACGGUUAAUGUAGCUUCGGAUAAAGUAGCCACACACUGGUCGAAGUUUAUUCACUUUGUUGGAUGUUUAUGUCAGUGACGAGAGUUUGGCGCGCCCGGGUGUAAUUGGAAGUUACCACUGGUGGUAUGACCGAGUUAGUCUACUCUGACGCUGCAAAGCAAAUGAUAUGCCAGCAAGCCUUAGUUAAUUAUCAGUUGAAUUCAAUUUUGUCACGAUUUGCUUUCUUCGCGAAGAUGGAGACCUGCACACACGUCUUCCAGAUUUCUGGGAUCAAAAUCCGCGAUGAGAAGAGAGUUCUGAUCCAGGGAAUUCAGCAGCUGGGUGGGAAAUACGUUGGUGGCUCAGUAUAUCAGCACACUUGCACCCAUCUCAUAAUCCCUCAGGUGUUGUCCAGUGAGAAGUUUUUGGCAGCUUGUGCUGCAGGAAAGUGGGUUGUAACUCCAAACUACGUGCUGGACAGUGUUAAGAAUGGCUCCUGGCUCGCAGAGGAACCCUAUGAGGUGGCCAUUUCCACAGGUUCCUCCGCUGCCUUCUACCCUGUCAAACAGUGGAGAGAGAAGGUGGCUAGUGGGAGACUGAAAGGGGCCUUUCAGGGCUGGAGGGUGCUCCUUAUGGUCCAAGGGUCCACACGCAGAGCAAUGUUCAAACGACUCCUAAAAGCAGGCAGGGCUGAGGUAUAUCACUGCCCUCCCCCCUCUUAUGCCUCUAUCACGCAUGUCAUGGCGAAACCUGUUACAGAAUCCUCAAAAUCCCACAAUGCUCCUUGUUACCCUGUGAGCCACAUAGUCCAGCACCUCUUUGGGACUGAAAGCUUAUUGUUUGGGGGUCAGACAAAUCGUGUGGAUAUGAAUUUCAACAUAACAGAAGAACAAGAGGCUCAUCCAGCAGAUGUGAAGGACAAUUUCUCUACUCUGGAGGCGGAGCUUAAGACAUAUAUCAAACAAGUGGGCCAGCCAAGACUGUGCUUCCUUGAAUAUUUGGGCUACCAUGACCCCUAUAGUCCCCUGGCUCAGGCAACAAAAAUGGACUUCAGCAAUGUUGGCUGUAUGAUAGAGUGUGGCCUCUUCACUGAAGCCUUGGACUCAAUCAGAAGUGCUGUGUACCCAGGCCUCCUGCCACCGGCGCCGUACCUGAUCUCCCUCUUAGAAUACGCUCAGCAGGGUAACGCCACAUCUGUCUUCAUGAGAAGUUUCCAGCAGGUCCUUGAUAAACUGCUUAUUACCAACCCUCCCUGGAUGGCUCCCAAGUCAGUGAAACAGUAUUUUACUCAAGUGCUGCAGUGUCCUCGGUGUAAGAAGGGCUUGUGGUCUUUUCUAGAGACAGCCAUCAGAUAUUCUAUGUCUAGUGAAGAGACCUGUCACGCACUUCCUGGACCUGGUCUUCCAACAUUGUUACACUUCCACUGUUACAUCCUGGCUCUCUCCCUCAAGAUCUUCCAGGGGGAGCUCCACUCAGUCACUGCCGGAGAGUUUGUGCAGCUCCAGGGAGCCCCUCCAGCAUCAGCAUCAGGAUCUUUGCUCUAUAGAACCUUCUGGACUGUGUGGGAGCGCUCCACCCUCUUGUCCAGUGCUGUAAAACAACUAAUGCAGCUCUUGAUACAGGCUGCCAUGACUGACUACGCCGAGAGGGAUGAGAAGCAGAAGUUGCACUUGGCAGACACUCUACUGGAUUUCCUGUCUGUGUUGGUGGAGUUUUGGUGUCAGCAGCAUUUCAAAUUAAACCAGACACUAGUGGAAAAUGGCCUGAAAGACCUGUCAGAAUAUCUUGCUGUCAUUAGCCAGGAUUUAUCUCCAAAUAUUUUGGUGGAACUGGUUAUCAGGGUUCGCUCUACCAGGCUUAAGUUGAUGGUGGCUGAUGCCAUAUUCAGGAAUCUCUGCUGCAGAAAUGGAUGCACUGUGGGAGAUGAACCUCUGUCACUAAAGAAAAUGGUGCUUUCCUACCUGCCUGCUCUGGGAAGUUUGGCUCUGAGUCCCAGUGGUACUCGCCUCAGGACUGAGCCCACCUCACACAGCUGCACUAGUCAGGGGACCGACUGCAGACCUCAAAACUCUUUGGAGAAUGAAACCUGCUCGGAGAAAGAGAACAUCCCCAGAGGUUUGAACAGAGUCAACGCAGCAGGAGAGACCCUCCUCCACAGAGCUUGCAAGAGGAACCAAGUGGAAACGGUGCUUCAGAUCUUGGCGCUUCCUGGCAUAGACAUCAAUGUUAAAGACCAUGCAGGCUGGACACCUCUGCACGAGGCAUGCAACCACGGCAGCACCGAGUGUGUGGAAGCUUUGCUGCACCACCACCCUUCCCCUGUGCUUAAUAAUCAGGUGGAUGGAGUGAGUCCACUGCACGAUGCCUUGCUAAAUGGACACAUGGACAUUGCCAAAAUGCUGCUGGAACAUGCAGGAUCUGUUCUUCUACGCCAGACGGAUGGCCACGGUCGGGUCCCGCUGGAUCUAGUCUCUGAGCCAAAUCAGAGGGAAGAGCUCCUCCAUAGUGCACAGCUUGGAGACACAAAGUGUUUGAGAAAUAAAGCAACGGAAGUUAACCUUCCCGUCUUGGAGGCUGGAUCAUCUCUGCUGUCCCUACUCAUUUUCUCCUACCUCAGGGAAACGGGCAUUCCUCACCACACACCAACCAGCGACAAGCACCACAGCCUGGGCUACCGGCUGGUCAGGGCACUGGAGAGGCACUCCUUCCAAAAAGUGACUCAGGGCUGGGCAGACCAGCGGGCAGUGAGGCUGGUAGAAGAUGUAGAGACAUUGUGGGAGCUCAGCCAAGGGAAGUACCAGGGGCAGGUGUCUCAGGGUGUAAUAGAGUGCAAAGGAGAGAACACACAGUUCCUGAUGAAGAUAUUAGAGGAUCUUAGGUCGCGAGGAGAAGCACUAGUAGGUGAUCUGUAAGGUUAAAGGAUCACUUUACACCACACUGAAGCUGACUUAAAUGCAUAACCUGUGAGUGAAAGUGAACAAAAAGGUAACUUUUUAUUACAUGGUCUUAAAAUUCGCCAGGGCCUUAAAAUAGGUCCACAGGGCAAAAAAGUCUUCCUGUGGGUAUCUGCCUCUAAAGCAAGCAUGCCUUUUAAGUUCAAAGCUGUUCAUUUCUUAAGUGCUACAAUUUUAUACCUACUAAUACCUAAUGUUCAUGUUGGCUUGGUUUGUUUAUAUUGUACAUUUUGGGGAGUUUUACAAGUUCUGUGUUUCGCAAAUAUUUCUCAAAUGUAAAUGUUAUUUAUUUUUAAUAUUUCAAGAUGCAUGUUUUUGUAUGACACCACUAAUGUUUCAUUUCAGUGUCGAGUGUUGCUACCUCAUGUUUUCUUUUCUUAUUUUUUUUAAUGCCGCGUUCAUUGGUGUGCAAAUUAUAUUUUUUUGCAUGUUUAUAAAUAAAAGUGA